AUGGAAGCGUGGGAGCCGUGGGCCGUCGAGGCGGCAUCGCCGGCCCUCGUCCGCGGUGAGCGUGUGCUGGCCACGCAGCACGGCGUCGGUCUAUACGCGGGCGAUACCAAAGUCGCUGAGAGAAGCGCAGGCACCGCGAUGCUCACGACGCACCGACUCGCGUACGUGGACGACGCGCGGCCCCGUGAGCGGUCUGCGUAUGUCCGCUUAGCCCGUAUACGCCAGUCGGAGUACUAUGCAGGCUUUCUCAAGAGCAGCCCCAAAAUUGUGCUGGUGUGCCUGCGCGAGGCACACGUCCCAUGGACGUGCCAUGUCUGCGGCACGUUCCACGAUACCAUGACACUCGACCGGCGGUGCCGUCUUUGUGGCGUGAUGGUGCGCCAUGCACCCACGCAGCGCGCAUGCCCUGUAUGUACCUAUGUGAACGGUGAAAAUACGCUGCGCUGCGAGAUGUGCACCGCGUCGCUCGACGCCACCGUGACCACCACAUGCAAGCUGAGUUUCCGGCACGGCGGUGAGCGCCCCUUUUACGCGGCGCUGCGCGACACACUGCAGUCCAAGCCGUGGAUAGCCACAGAGACCAAGUCGCGGCCGGGCUUACUCGCUGUCGAGGCCGCCAGUGCGGUGGAAGCCCCGCCUCUGGACGCGUUGGCGGACCUGGACAUGCUCAUGCGCCAGGCGCGACGUAUGGUCGAUUUUGCAGAGUCCCUACGCACAGAGCUCGAGCGCUAUGAGCGCACAGCGCCAACUUCGGGGGCAGCUUCCUCGCUUCUGCAGUCCGCGCUCGUGCGCAUAGGCCUGCCGAGUCCCGCUGUCACGCCUGACAUGGUCAAGAAUGAGCGUGCGUAUCAUCGCGAGUUGGCGCGUGAGCUGAGCGGCGUUCUGCUGGGCGAGCAUGGCUUGCUGGGCCCAUGUGACCAAGACACGGGGCGCGGCCUCCUGCCGCUCGACGAAGUGUGGGGUCUGUGGAAUCGCGCCCGGGGCGUGGCUCUGGUGUCGCCGAAACUGCUGCGAGCCGCCGUGACCUACCUACCUGACAUGACGUCGCCGAGCGUCAGGCUGCGCACACUGCGCUCGGGUAUGCCGAUUCUGUACACACCGCGUUUUGACGACGCUGCCAUUGAGGAGCGUGUGCUGCGGUACCUGGACGAGGCCCCCUUCCUCACAACCACGCAGGUCGCAGCGCUCGAGGGCCUAUCUGCGCCGCUCAUGCGCGAGUUACUCGAGGGCGUGGAGCAGCAGACGGGGGCGGUGGUGCGUGAUGAGUGUGGCACCAAGGAAACGCGAUGGUGCCGAAAUCGUAUGGCUACCAUGGCCGCCGGACCCAGAAGAAGUAGUUGCACAGUUCCGUAG
This is a messenger RNA of Malassezia restricta, 1353 nucleotides long. Its product is annotated as ESCRT-II complex subunit VPS36. Gene Ontology annotation, molecular function: phosphatidylinositol-3-phosphate binding; ubiquitin binding. NCBI's taxonomy places the organism in Eukaryota, Fungi, Basidiomycota, Malasseziomycetes, Malasseziales, Malasseziaceae. The transcript has a single exon. Bases 1 to 1353 code for a protein of 450 amino acids. Gene Ontology annotation, biological process: protein transport to vacuole involved in ubiquitin-dependent protein catabolic process via the multivesicular body sorting pathway. Gene Ontology annotation, cellular component: ESCRT II complex; late endosome membrane. The record is from RefSeq and is a predicted model, not a curated record.